This is a messenger RNA of Fundulus heteroclitus (mummichog), 1164 nucleotides long. RefSeq names its product odorant receptor 131-2. The record is from RefSeq and is a predicted model, not a curated record. Gene Ontology annotation, biological process: G protein-coupled receptor signaling pathway. Gene Ontology annotation, molecular function: G protein-coupled receptor activity. The coding region runs from base 52 to 1164 and encodes 370 amino acids. Lineage: Eukaryota; Metazoa; Chordata; Actinopteri; Cyprinodontiformes; Fundulidae. Gene Ontology annotation, cellular component: membrane. The transcript has 6 exons.
GAGUCUCCUAAAUGAAUUGUAGAUGCUUCUAAAUAAGAGAGUGAAGAGGGGAUGCUGAUGAUGAAUCCCAACUCCUCCACACAUCUUGUUCUUCUUAUGAGUAAUAGCAGCUCUGUACAGACAGGGGGUGGUGUGGCUCUGCCUAAAGAAAGCUUCUCUAAUGUUCUGGCUAAAAACAUUAUGGCCAUGAUGGUGUGGCUGACCCUGAGCAUCAUCAACAGCAGCAUGGUGCACACUUUCCUACACCACAGUCUCUUCUACGAGAACUCUCGCUACAUCAUGUUCAUCUGCAUGGUGGUCAAUGAUGCUCUGCAGCUCACGCUGGUAACAACUCUGUAUGUGGUCAGCUACAUCUUCAGAAAGAUCCAUGUCUCAGUCUGCUGCUUUCUGGUGAUGACUGCAGUCUUGACCACCCGCUCCACCCCUCUCAUCCUGGCUGGCAUGGCCGUGGAGCGCUUCAUCGCCAUCUGCUUCCCCCUCCACUACAGCCACACGUGCACGGUGUCCCGCACCCUUCUCCUCAUCGGCGUCAUCCUCAUCCUCACCGCUACCCCUCCAGUCACCGACCUCCUCAUCACCGUCCUCAAGGAGCCUCCGAGUUUCUUCCACAGAGCCAUUUUUUGCGACCAAUCUAUUCUCUUCCCUGAUCCCUCCAUCUACUACAAGAACUGUGUGUUCGAUGGGUUGUACCUCUCCUUCGUGGCCCUAACGCUGCUCUACACCUACGUUAAGAUCAUCCUGACGGCGCAGGCUGCCUCCACCAGCCUGGCAUCGGUGAAGAGAGCCAGGAACACCGUGCUGCUUCAUGGGGUGCAGCUGCUGCUGUGCAUGCUCGCCUUUGUGGUUCCCUCUCUCCAGGCUGCUCUGAUCUCCCUCUUUCCCCAGCUGAGCCUGGAGAUCCGCUACAUCUUCUUCUUGCUCGUCUACAUAAUCCCCCGCUUCAUGAGCCCAGUUAUCUAUGGGUUCCGGGAUGAGCUGUUCAGGAAGUACUGGAUCCGGGAUCUGUCCUGUCAGAGACAGCGUUACUGUAGCCCGGGGAGGCAACACUCUUUGGCAGCAGGCCUCUUUUUCCGGACUGUGACGGGAAAAGCCGAAGACUCCCCGCUGAGACAGAUGGAGACGAUCCGUAGUUCCGAUGGAGGAAACCUGCAGCCCUCCAGCUGA